CUCUUGGUUCAGUGAGCGCAACAGUUGCUCUUCUUCCACCACCAAGUCAGGCGCGGUUCUUCCUCUCUUUGCUCCCCACGGCGACUUCGUUACCACCGGAGCCGUGAAGCCGAUACGGGUGUGGCGUUCAAUCAGUUACCACGCCGUCUCGCUUUCUCUCUGGCUGUCGCUCACCGUUUUUUGACGGAAGAAAUUACGAGAGCGGAAACGGUCCGGCAGCCUCUGAAUUUUCCUUUUUAAUGGAGAACUCAGAAUCCGAUGAGCCAGACAAGAAGCGGCCUCAUCUCGAUUCUCCUGUUUCGCCCGCCAUGUCUCGUAAUCACGCCAGUUCUCCGACCAAGAAUCAAACCGUUGAUGUUAUGGUUCUCCAUCACCAGAAUCAAAAGCUUGUUCAACAAUUGGAUCUCCAAAAGCGCGAAUUGCGUGAUCUAGAAGCCAAGAUUGCAGAACUGAAAGGUAAUCAGGCUUCAUAUGAUGAGAUUCUCAUCACAACAAAUCAAGUGUGGAAUCAGUUGGUCGACGAUUUGGUUCUACUUAGUGCACGAGCUGGUGGUGGCCCGAAUGUGCUACAAACUUUCGAUGAUGCAGAUUAUUCUCGAGGUAUCGGUCAGCUUUUGUUCUUACCACUAAUUGUAAUGCCACUAUCCUCAACUCUUCUGAAGUGCUUAUUUCCGGUUUCUUCUCCUGUUGCAUCUUAUAUUUUGUGUGAUGCCAUCAUUCAGUUGUCGAGGCUUGAUGAUAUGAUGAGAGAAGAAGCACGGAAUCUGCAGGAGGUGAUUGAUAUUCUCCACGUAAAGCAUAAAGAAUACAUGGAGGGAAUUGAGAAUUACACAAGCAUGCAUUCAACAGAACAAUCUGAAAUUUCACGCCUUGCAGGUGAGCUGGAAGAAUGUAUGGCUGAACUAGAAGACAGCAGAAGAAAGUUGAUCAAUCUGGAGAUGCAAAAAGAUACUGAUGCUGAAAUACAUGGUCCAAUUCCAAGUGCUGCAAAUGGAAGCCUGUCCCCAGAGAAGUCUUCUGAUAGAUCUAAGGGAUUGCGAGAGUUGCGAGAUUCCAUAGAGGAAAUUAAGUUGCUAGCUGCUGCCCGUCUUUCUGAGCUUCAAGAUGCACAAGAAGAAAAUCAGAUCUUAUCAAAAGAUUUGGAAGUUCUUCAGGCUGAUAGGUCUUCAAUUGUCAGAAGGGAGAAGGAAGUAAGUAUAAAAUUGGAGUCAGCUGACUUUGCCAGGAAUUCAAUAGCCAGUGACAAUUCUGGAAUUGAAGAGCUCGAAGCUCAGCUGCAAAAGUGUAAGAUUGAAAAGAAUGAUCUUGAGAUUAAAGCGGAAGAAGCUGUCCAAGAUUCUGGGAGAAAGGAUAUUAAAGCAGAGUUCCGUGUUAUGGCCUCUGCAUUAUCCAAGGAAAUGAGUAUGAUGGAAGUUCAAUUGAAUCGAUGGAAGCAAACAGCAGAUGAAGCACUUGCCUUGCAAGAAAAAUCCCGAUCAUUGAAAGCUUUGUUGAUUGAAAAGACGAAUGAACAAGACAGCUUGGCAGGAAAGUGUGCUGAACAAGUGAUAGAAAUCAAAACAUUGAAGACUCAGGUUGAAAGUUUGCAGAAGGAGAAACUGGAGCUGCAGACGAUAUUGGAUAUGUAUGGGCAGGAAGGCUCUGAUAAUAGAGAUGUAAUGGAGCUCAAUGAAGCAAUUGCUAUCAAAGAGAAGGAUGCCGAGGCAUUUAUUUCUGAAAUUGAGACUGUUGGUCAAGCCUAUGAAGAUAUGCAGACGCAGAACCAGCAUCUACUGCAACAAGUUACUGAAAGAGAUGACUACAAUAUCAAGCUCGUUUCUGAUAGUGUGAAGACAAAGCAGGCCCACGGCAUUUUGGUAGCUGAGAAACAGGCCCUGACAAAGCAACUUCAACAGUUAAAUGCAUCAAUAGAACAAGUGAAAACGAGGAUCGCCCAUAGUGAGGAACAAAUGAAAACAUGUUUUGCUGAUGCAAUCCGGUAUACUGAAGAAGAAAGACAUCUAGCAGUCACUCUCGAGAUGGCUCGGUGGGAACUAACAGAUGCUGAGAAGGAACAGAAAUGGAUCAAAUAUGCUAUUGCUUCUUCUGAAAAGGAAUACGAGCAGAUCCAAAAGAAGUCGGACGAAGUAAGAACAGAGCUGGAGAAUGAAAGAUAUGAGAGGCAGAAAGUGGAGGAAGAGCUGUUGGAGCUGAACAAUCAGAUCGCCGAGUUGAUUUCAGAGACCAGUGAAGCUGCUAUAGAAAGACUCCAGGAUGAAAUUAAUGACUGCAAAAGGAUUCUCAAGUGCAGUGUAUGCUCGGAUCGGCCCAAGGAAGUUGUGAUCGUGAAAUGUUACCACCUGUUCUGCAAUCCGUGCAUCCAAAGAAAUCUGGAGUUACGGCAUCGCAAGUGCCCUGGGUGCGGAACAGCCUUCGGUCAGAGCGAUGUACGGUUCGUAAAGAUAUGAACAGGCGUCGGUCGAUGGUUUGGCACAUGAGCUUUGUUUUGUUUGUUUGUUUAUUUAUGUCACAGGCGAAAUAUGAAUAUAGUAUGUAGGUGUUAUGUUGUAGGCAAGUGAAAUUAUCGACCUUGGGCAGUAGUAUCGAUAGGUUAUCGUACCCUUUUGCCUGGUCGGAAUGGGUUAAGAUGGCACAGAUUACUGGCAGGUAGACAGAUGAUGUUUCUCUUAUGGUAGGAACAUAAAAAUUUGCAGGUCAAAUUCGUGAUACCAGCUUUCUCCUCGAUCAUGCCUGCCUAACAUGGAGAGGUUCAUGUGGCCGUCAAGAUGAUAUCCGAAUAGUCCCGCGUUUUAUACCAACUUGAGCGUACCAAUGUCCUGUUGUAAUGUGUACGUAGGCGUAACAAAUGGGUUUGUGCCAUCAUAAACUGAUGAUUUUAAACUUAAAUUGGUGAAUUUUAGGGGUGUGCAAUGGUUGAUUCGAAGUGAACCGGAUCGAACCAACGCCUUGAAUAGACUAUAGUGUAAUAAAUAUAAUAUGAUCCGGUCUUUGGUCCUGUGAAUUCUUUAAAUUAUGAAGAAAAAUGAACCGAAUUGACAUUUAGA
This is a messenger RNA of Linum tenue, 3044 nucleotides long. NCBI's taxonomy places the organism in Eukaryota, Viridiplantae, Streptophyta, Magnoliopsida, Malpighiales, Linaceae. The record is from the annotation of a GenBank genome assembly.